AUGUUGAAGAACCAGCCCAGCAACAACGAAUCCGUGAAGGUCCCAUCUAUGGUCAAGAAGGCCAAUGCAGCCCCGUUUAAUGAAACAGGCGCGACCAUCUUGGACAUCACCAGCAGCCCUGGAGCAAGCAGUUCGAACGAAGAAGAUUUCAUUGCUGGAAGACAGACUGUGGAAGAUGAACGAUUUGAUGCCAUUAUUGGUGAAUUGGAGGACGUUCUAGUCAGUGAUGAGUUCGCCAAGUUUGAUGCAACUUUUUGCAAAUCCUACGCAUCGCCCUUCAAGGGAGCUAAACGAACGACUGCUCAAAGUGAUGCAUUUGCUAUAUGGAAGGAGCAAGUCAGUGACUUCUUGACACCACAAGUCACUGCUACCUUAUCAUGGUUUGAUAUGGAAGAGUUUCUAUUAUCUCUCAAGUCUCACCCACAACUCGAAGGAGACGUGUUCGACUUUUUAGCUACAUUGGUCGAUUUUGAUGCAUUCAAGGAGAAAAUGGCUGAGCACGUUCAGCCAACAAACCAAGGAUUGGAUUUCUCUGACUUGCUGGCAAUCAGACCAGCCUCGCGUAAAUAA
Messenger RNA from Synchytrium microbalum, 570 nucleotides. RefSeq lists its product as uncharacterized. Gene Ontology annotation, biological process: maintenance of protein location in nucleus; positive regulation of tyrosine phosphorylation of STAT protein. The coding region runs from base 1 to 570 and encodes 189 amino acids. Gene Ontology annotation, cellular component: mitochondrial intermembrane space. The record is from RefSeq and is a predicted model, not a curated record. NCBI's taxonomy places the organism in Eukaryota, Fungi, Chytridiomycota, Chytridiomycetes, Synchytriales, Synchytriaceae. The transcript has 7 exons.